Messenger RNA from Musa acuminata AAA Group (dessert banana), 624 nucleotides. RefSeq names its product early nodulin-like protein 5. Gene Ontology annotation, cellular component: plasma membrane. The coding region runs from base 1 to 624 and encodes 207 amino acids. Gene Ontology annotation, molecular function: electron transfer activity. The transcript has a single exon. The record is from RefSeq and is a predicted model, not a curated record. NCBI's taxonomy places the organism in Eukaryota, Viridiplantae, Streptophyta, Magnoliopsida, Zingiberales, Musaceae.
AUGGCUGCUGCUUCUCACCUCUUCUUCUUCCUUUCAGUUUCGCUUCUUCUCUCCUCCACCUUAUCGGCUUACGAGUUCCGUGUUGGAGGACCGAGAGGUUGGACGAAACCCACGGGAGAUGAGUUGGAGAACUACAACCACUGGGCGACGAAGAACCGCUUCCAUAUUGGAGAUUCCUUGUGUAAGCUUUCACUCUCAUUAUAUAGUAUUAAGAUCGUUUUGCUGGCACGAAUAACAUUCGAUAGUUCAUUUCUUGAUGAGCUGUCAGAUUUCAAGUAUGAGAACGACUCGGUGCUAGUGGUGGACAAGAACGCGUACAAAGAAUGCGACACGAAGGCGCCACUCUUCAAGUUCGUAGGCGGCAACACGACGUUCACGUUCGACCGCCACGGCUACUUCUACUUCAUCAGUGGCGAACCAGGCAACUGCAAGGCAGGGGAGAGGUUGAUCAUUCGCGUGAUGGUGCACUGGGAAGUGGUCAUCUCAGGAGAUGCUCCAUCUCCUCAGCCACGCCACAGUGGCAGCUCCAUCUCCAGCGCAGCCGUGGGUUUUGCUACUUCCUUCAAGAACACCGUGUUCAUGGCAGCUCUUGGAUCUGCUUUCGCUAUAUCUCAGUUUGUCUAG